GACACUGUUUUAGUCACGCCCAUUAAAACAUGGCUGCCUUUGCAACUUGUUGAGAAAGGCAGAAGCGAGCAGAAGGGAGAGAGAAGAUGAGUUCUCACACUAGAUACGGGGGAGGAGGCUCUUCUAGGAAGAAAGUGUGUGUUACUUACACUCUGAGAGAAGAGAGGGAGCCGAGGAACAGGUCAGGAGUCAAUAGGGUACUAGUGGAUAGCUCCUCCUCUUUGUCACGUGAUCUCGUACUCACUGCUGGUAGGGACUCUAUCAUUAGGGCCUGGGACCUCAAGGAACUGAGCGAGACUAACGGAGAGGCAGAAUGCUUCCUGACACUGGAACACCACACUGGGUGGGUCAACGACAUGGUACUGUGUAAAGGAGGCAAUAUACUGAUGUCUGCUUCCUCUGAUACCUCUCUGAAGGUCUGGGACCUAUCCAGAGGAUCCUGUACGUCGACCCUAAAACCUCACAGCGACUACAUUCAAGCACUGGCCUACUCACCAGUCACUGAUACCGUGGUCAGUGCUGGACUGGAUCAUGAGCUCUAUCUGUGGGACAUUAAUGCUCUCACUUCACUCACGGCUUCUAAAAACACCGUCACUACGAUUCCGUUGAACGGGCAGAAGAAGUCUGUAUACAGUGUAGACAUUAACAAACAAGGGACGCUAGUGGUCUCUGGAUCAACGGAAAAAGCUCUUAAAGUAUGGGAUACCAGAUCAUAUCAUAAAUUAAUGAAGCUAAAGGGUCACACUGAUAAUGUACGAUCAGUAAUACUCAACGAAGAUGGGACUGAAUGUCUCUCUGGCAGUUCUGAUGGUACCGUUAGGUUAUGGUCCAUAGGUCAGCAGCGUUGUAUUGAAACCUUUAGGCUACACACAGGCGGAGUCUGGGCUCUUGAAGUUGAUGAUAGUUUCAAGUAUUUUUAUUCCGGAGGGAAGGACAGGAAUAUCUACCUGACAGACAUGACAGACAGUAGUCGUGACAGCAUUCUCCUGUGUACUGAGGAGAGAUCAGUCCUGUCUCUAGCUCUUGAUAAAACUGAAAAUAUCGAGUCACUUUGGGUCAGUACAACAGGGACCUCUGUUAAUAAAUGGCCUGCCACUCCCCCUGAGAUAAGCACUAAUGGAACUGGUACUGAGGAUAAAGACGAAGAGUCUGGUUGUCAUAGUAACGGAGAAACGGAACACAACAUCUCUCACUCCAGACCUCUCCUAACAAUACCAGGAGGUAAGACUAUCGUUGAGUGUAAGAUCUGCAAUAACAAAAGAGAGGUACUGACCAAGGACAACACAGGGACCGUAGCACUUUGGGACGUCCUUCAUGCCGUCCUUAUUGAAGAGUUGGGAAAGGUUGAUAUGGAGGAGGUAUCACAGGAUCAAAGAUUCAACUCACUUUUUGUUCCAAACUGGUUCUCGUGUGACAUUAGAACAGGAAUGCUGAGUAUUCGGUUGGAGGAAAGUGAUUGCUUCUCUGCUUGGGUAAUGGGGAAUGACACCAACCUUCCUAAUACCUCAGACCUGAAGCUUAAUUAUGGAGCGCUGAUGUUAAAGGCUCUUUUUGAGAACUGGUCUGAGUUCCACGGAUUGAAACAAGAGCAGAAAGAGACUCAAGAGAAACUAGAGGAAAUGAGAGCCACCAUUGUGACCAGGAGCAUGUUCUUAUCUUCAGUUGAAACUGUUAGUGACUCCAUUGAACUGGGCAGAGAGUUAGGACUAAGUGAACCUGAUUUGAAUUCAUUACAAAAUGAAGAAAUGUCAAGAAGUAACUUACACAGUCAAAUGUAUGAGUGUUUUCAAGAUGAUUCUCUAACUCUUGAGCAGCUGUAUAAAGCUUUUGUUAAUUUGAAAUAUGAUGACCUUGCACAUAAUCUGGAAAAAAUGCUCAUUAGUUCGAAAUCUGAAGGGAGUGGAUCGGCUAGUAAAGUGGACACUAAGUUUUUCUCAGUUCCCGCCCACACUCCAGUGGUAUUAUCAGAGUCCACUGACUGUGGAGCUACUCUUGUUCGAUUUACUGUCAGCAGUAUCGUUAAUAAUCACGAGAAGAACCUUUUGAAAACCUUCUGUCCUUUAUGGAUAUCAGAUAUAGUUGUACAGGCUCAGUUGCCCCCACAGCCCAAGAUGAGUUUUGUAUUAGCAAAAGAAUCAAGUGGAAAGAAUGCCAAAUCUGACAGACUGUCGGCUCAGGAUAUACUGACUGUACGUAAAGUAACGGAGUACCUUCAGGGAAAACUCUACGGGAAUGAAGAGACAAGAGAUAAGAUUGAGAUAUACUGUCAGGGACAACUGUUAGAUAAUUCUCUUGACAUGAGAACUGUCCGUCAUACUGUCUGGAAAAGUGGCGGUGACAUGAAAUUAUUUUAUAAAAUAAUUGAGUAUGAGACUCCACCGGUUACCAUAGUAACUGAUACCGGAGAAGAAGUAGCCGAAGACCAAGAGGAGGAGGAGGAGGAGAAGGAUCCCGAGAAUAAAAUGGAGUCUUCACCGACUUAAGGUCUUCACCCUCUUAAGAUGACACAGUUCACAUUAUGUACACAAGAACCUCUUCCCUUCUCUUCAUCUCUUGGUCUGACAGAAUACUCAGAAUUAUAUUGUUAUUCCUUUUAACCAUGUUCGUAUGUUGUCAUUAGUUUAUGAUUCUUUAGAAAUAAAUAAAAUAA
Amphimedon queenslandica is the source of this 2650-nucleotide messenger RNA. Its product is annotated as WD repeat-containing protein 48-like. The record is from RefSeq and is a predicted model, not a curated record. NCBI's taxonomy places the organism in Eukaryota, Metazoa, Porifera, Demospongiae, Haplosclerida, Niphatidae. Gene Ontology annotation, biological process: double-strand break repair via homologous recombination. The coding region runs from base 87 to 2483 and encodes 798 amino acids. Gene Ontology annotation, molecular function: ubiquitin binding. The transcript has 19 exons.